Messenger RNA from Megalobrama amblycephala (Wuchang bream), 2105 nucleotides. Its product is annotated as B-cell receptor CD22-like. The transcript has 11 exons. Lineage: Eukaryota; Metazoa; Chordata; Actinopteri; Cypriniformes; Xenocyprididae. The record is from RefSeq and is a predicted model, not a curated record. The coding region runs from base 445 to 1794 and encodes 449 amino acids.
UUGUGUGGGCAGGAGUCAAGAAAGAGGAAGAAACAUUUUCUGUCUGUGCAAGCAUUUUAAAAUAAACCAUGUUAACUGAGAAUUUCAUCAGUGUAUCGUCUGCUGGAGAGACUCACCAGAACACGAGGUCGCUAGAGGUAGCUUGAUGACACCAAGUUUGAGCACACAAUCAUGGGACAUGUGAUCUUCACCUCUCAGCCGGUGGAAAAUAAUCGGGAUUGGACUCAGGAAGAAAACAUGUUCAUCGAUGUGAUUAUGAAGCAAAGCAGGACCGAGUGCCGUGGGAGCUGAACGAGGCAAUGCUUACUGUCACUACAAUAGACUUUAAAAAGAGGAAGGAAAAAAUUGCAAAAACAGCAGAAGAAAGUUUUCAGCUCACAUUUGCGGUUCACUCUCCUGGAGUCUGUUUGCUGUGUCUGAAACUACAACACGUUUCCUGCAGUGAUGUCACAGAAACCGGCUCCUUCUCUUCUUCUGCUGUUUCUGCUCAUGAUUCCAGGAGUUUGUAGCCAGUGGAGUGGCUGGGGUGUGAGUUACAGUCCUUCACACAUCUGUGCACUAAAGGACUCAUCAGUGAUAAUGAACUGCACUUAUACAUACCCUACUGGAUACUGGAUCAGGAAAGUGUUCUGGACCAAAGGUGAUGUGAAAGAGGAUGGAGAGUUUAUAGAUCUGUCUGAGGACCCUGAAUACAGUCAGAGGCUUCAGUAUCUGGUAGAUGAACAGCAGAACUGCACCAUGAGACUGAGUCAUGUGACACUGAAGGAUUCACACGAGUACUAUUUCAGAUUCAUCACUGAUAAAUAUCAUGGUAAAUGGAUUGGUAAACCAGGAGUGACUCUUACUGUCACAGAUCUUCAGGUGGAGUCUCCUGAGAGAGUGACAGAGGGAGAUUCAGUCCGUCUGACAUGUAAAAGCAGCUGCACUCUGACUGACAGAGCAACAUUCAUCUGGUACAGAAACUCACAGCCAUUAACUGAGAGAAGAGACAGAAACAAUGAACUCCUGCUGCAGUCAGUCAGAAGAGAGGAUGCAGGCAGAUAUAGCUGUGCUGUACACGGACACAAUCACAUCUCUCCUGCUGUUCAGCUCAAUGUCACGUACCCUCCCAGGAACGUCUCAGUCUCCAUCAUUCAGUCUGGUCAGAUUUGGUCAGGAGAUUCAGUGACUCUGAUCUGCAGCAGUGAUUCAAACCCUCCUGCUCUGAACUUCAGCUGGUUUAAGGAGAAUGAAAGCUCAGCUGUUGGAUCUGGACAGAGUUUCAGUGCACUACAGAGUGGACGCUUCUACUGUCAGGCUCACAAUCAACAUGGAUCUCAGAGAUCAGACGCUGUAACUGUCACAGUGCAUCAUGGUCUUGGUUGGCAUGUCUGGUUGGGGAUCACAGUGGCAUGUUUAGGAUUCUUCAUCAUCGUCAUCAUCAUCAUUCUGUUUAUAAUGAGAAAACGAAGAGAUGUUAAAACUGAAGACCUCACAGUGAAACAGGACAAUCUGUACUCUGACGUAACAGGGAGAGACGUUCAUGUUUCUGAAUCAGCUGAUUGUGAUGACGCUCAGUACGCCACUGUUACUUCCAGCAAACCCAGAAGAGACAGAAACGCUCCUGAUCGCAGAGAUACUGAGGAGAUCCAGUACGCAACUGUACAACAUCACAAAAACAAACAGACCAAGAGAUCAGAGGAGAACGAAAGCCAGUACGGCAAUAUCAGGAUUCACCAGCCUGAAUCUGCUGUGAGGCGAUCAAAUGUUGAAACUGUGGAAGAGGCUUCUGUGAUCUACAGCCGUGUCAAAUGAGUAACAGAGACCAUCAUGAAGACAAAGGCCUAAACAAAUGAUAAUUAAUGUUCUGGAAGUAGGGCUGUCAAUGUAGCGUGUUCAGUUAUUUAUUAUUCAAUAUUCAGGUAAAUAAUGACAGGAAUGCAGUGAAUAUGAUCUUUUACAAGAUGAAGAAGACAAAUGAAAGAGUCAAGAACCCACAACACAGUGUUUGAUGAGACUAAAAAACGUUUGUGAUGUCACUGGCUGGUAAUUCGGUUUAAACUUUUGACUUCAAUGUUUUCUGUGACCAAAUUAAAAAAAAAAAAAUCCAUACCAUUUUGACCAAA